Messenger RNA from Manis pentadactyla (Chinese pangolin), 3923 nucleotides. RefSeq lists its product as uncharacterized. Gene Ontology annotation, biological process: virion assembly; proteolysis. Gene Ontology annotation, molecular function: aspartic-type endopeptidase activity; zinc ion binding; nucleic acid binding. The record is from RefSeq and is a predicted model, not a curated record. Lineage: Eukaryota; Metazoa; Chordata; Mammalia; Pholidota; Manidae.
AUGGGACAGACCAUGACGACCCCCCUUAGCCUGACGUUAGGUCAUUGGACAGAAGUGAGAGCAAGGGCGCAUGACUUGUCGGUAGAAGUUAAAAAAGGGCUGUGGCAGACUUUCUGUACCUCCGAGUGGCCCACUUUUAACAUUGGAUGGCCCCCGGAGGGGACUUUUGACCUCUCCACUCUGCUUGCAGUAAAAGCUGUUGUUUUCCAGAAUUCAACUCGGGGACAUCUGGAUCAGCAGCCCUACAUUGUGGUCUGGCAAGAAUUGGUGGAAAAUCCACCGCCCUGGUUAAAGCCCUGGGUGCGAAAGAAAGCGAACUCUUGAGACUUAUUGGCUCAGGCUCAGGCUCAACCUCGGGGAAAAGGGAAAGAGACCACCAAAAUACACCCUGACACUCAAGACUUGCUCAUGGUUGAUGAUCCCCCUCCUUACCCUCCUGCCUCUGCCCCGGCACCCGAGGCCCCGGCGCCCGAGGCCCCAGUGCCUCCGGCCCCGGCACCUCCGAUGCCUCUAGCCUCUGGUACCGAGGCAUCGGGGCCAGCUCCAGGACCGGCCCAGGGAACUCGGCGGCACCAAGGGGCCGCAUUGGACCCAUCACGUAUUUUUCCCCUCAGGUCUUAUGGGGCCCCCAUUCUCGGGGAGGAAGGAGACCCGCCUUUCCAACCUCUGCAAUACUGGCCAUUCUCCUCUGCCGAUUUAUAUAAUUGGAAAACUAACCACCCUCCUUUUUCAGAGGAACCGCAGAGACUAAUGGGACUGAUAGAGUCCCUGAUGUUCUCUCACCAGCCCACUUGGGAUGAUUGUCAGCAGCUCUUACAGGUACUCUUCACCAUGGAAGAAAGAGAAAGGAUCCUCCUGGAAGCGCGAAAGAACGUGCCUGGAGCUGACGGACGACCGUCGCAACUCCCUCAUGAUAUAGAAAGGGGGUUCCCACUGACCAGACCCAACUGGGACUUUAAUUCUCCAGAAGGUAGGGAGCGACUAACCAUCUAUCGCCAGGCUCUGGCGGCAGGUCUUCGCGGGGCUGCAAGGCGCCCCACCAAUUUGGCCAAGGUAAGAGAGGUUAGUCAGGGAGCCGCUGAGGCGCCUGCAGUGUUCUUAGAAUGCCUGAUAGAAGCCUUCAGGCGGUAUACUCCUUUUGACCCCACUUCUGAGGAACACAGUGCUUCAGUGGCUCUUGCCUUUAUUGGGCAAUCAGCGCCUGAUAUUACAAAGAAGCUUCAGAGACUAGAAGGCUUACAGGAUUUGUCGUUGAGAGAUUUGGUGAAAGAAGCUGAGAAAGUUUAUCAUAAGAGAGAGACUGAGGAAGAGAAGGAAUUAAGGAAGGAAAAGGAAAAAGAAAGUAAAGAGGAAAAGAGGGAUAGGAAGCAUGAGAGAAAUUUAACAAAAAUCUUGGCCGCAGUAGUAGAAGGUAAGGGACGCCCGCCCUCUAGUGGUAGAACUAGUCAGGCAGGGCACCUGGGCAACCAGCCUCCUUUGGAUAAAGAUCAAUGUGCAUACUGCAAAGAGAAAGGACAUUGGGUGAAAGAAUGCCCUAAAAAGCCACUGCAGAAGCCUCCAAAAAAGGUGUUGUCUCUGCUGGAAGACGAAGAUUAGGGAGGACGGGGCUCGGAACCCCUCCCUGAGCCCAGGGUAACUCUGAAAGUGGAGGGGCAACCCGUUGAGUUCCUAGUAGACACCGGUGCUCAACAUUCUGUAUUAACUAAAGACAAGGGCCCUCUCUCUGGCAAAAAGUCUUGGGUGAUUGGAGCUACAGGCCAGAAACAAUAUGCAUGGACCACCCAAAGAGCAGUAGACUGAGUAGGACGAGUAAGUCACUCGUUCCUCAUUAUACCGGAAUGCCCUACGCCCCUGUUAGGAAGGGACAUCUUGACCAAAGUAGGAGCCCAAAUAUCUUUUCAAGCUGAGAAACCUCUGGUGACUAAUCAGGAAAAUAAGCCUUUGAACCGGAGUAUUCUGACCAUAAGUUUGGAAGACGAAUACUGUCUUUUUAUGGAACCAGAGCCCUCCCAAAUUAGUCAGGAGUGGCUCGACCGAUUCCCAGGAACCUGGGCGGAGAUGGCGGGCAUGGGGCUCGCCAAGAACCAGCCCCCUGUAAUCAUAGAACUAAAAGCUUCAGCCUUGCCAGUGACUGUGAGGCAAUAUCCAAUAAGUAAAGAAGCCAGGGAUGGAAUUAGGCCACAUAUCCAGAAGCUCAUGGAACAGGGAAUAUUAGUAAAAUGUCAAUCCCCAUGGAACACCCCCUUGCUGCCUGUAAAAAAGGCAGGAACGGGAGAUUACCGACCAGUACAAGAUUUAAGAGAAGUUAACAAAAGGACACAGGACAUUCACCCCACCGUGCCAAAUCCCUAUAACCUACUAAGCUCCCUGGCCCCAAAAAACAUCUGGUAUUCAGUUUUAGAUCUAAAGGAUGCUUUCUUUUGUCUGCACUUGCACCAGAACAGCCAACCGCUGUUUGCCUUUGAGUGGAAAGAUCCCACCACAGGAACUACUGGGCAAUUGACCUGGACUCGUUUGCCACAAGGAUUCAAGAACUCGCCCACCCUCUUCGAUGAGGCUUUACAUCAGGACUUGGCUUUCUACCGAGCUUCAAACCCACAGGUAACUUUGCUGCAAUAUGUUGAUGACUUAUUGAUAGCCGCUCCCACCCGGGAGACCUGCCAAGAGGCCACUGAAGCCCUUUUGACUGAACUUGCCAAAUUAGGGUAUAGAGCAUCUGCUAAGAAGGCACAGAUUCCUGGCACCGGACAACGCCUUCUCAACCUCCUUGAAGGGGCUUUUCAGGUCUUAAAUACCACCAACCCUAACACUACUGAAUCCUGUUGGUUGUGUUUCUCUUCUGGGCCGCCUUAUUAUGAAGGAUUGGGAUUGUUAGGCAGUUUUAACAGAACAACCCGUCACGAGAUCUGUAGCUGGGGAAGCCACAAGAAGCUAACUCUGACUGAAGUAACUGGAAGAGGAAAAUGUUUAGGUUCAGUCCCUCCCACCCAUAAAGCUUUGUGUAAUGAAACCAUAGCUGUGACCUCCUCAGGUGAAAAUGAGUAUCUAGUCCCUCCUCCAGAAGGGUGGUGGGCUUGUAACACUGGAGUGACCCCAUGUGUCUCUACUUCUGCCUUCAACUCCUCCCGCGAUUUCUGUAUCAUGGUUCAGCUGGUGCCCAGGUUGAUGUAUCAUGAUGACCUCUCAUUCGUAGCUGAAUUUGAACCUAGGCAUAGAUAUAGGAGGGAGCCGGUCUCGCUGACCUUAGCUGUGUUGUUAGGGAUAGGAGUCACAGCCGGAGUAGGUACAGGGACAGCUGCUAUUAUCCAAGGGAACCAACAUUAUGAGGGACUAAGGACAGCUAUUGAUGAAGACCUAAAAACCAUAGAGCAAUCCAUUACUAAACUUGAAGAAUCUCUGACUUCCCUCUCUGAAGUAGUCUUGCAGAACAGACGAGGGCUGGAUCUGCUGUUUCUAAAAGAAGGAGGAUUGUGUGCAGCUUUAAAGGAAGAAUGCUGCUUUUAUGCAGACCAUUCCGGAAUAGUAAGAGAUUCAAUGUCAAAGCUUAGGGAGAGGCUAGACCAGAGAAAGAGAGAACGAGAAGCCGGCCAAGGGCUAUUUGAAUCUUGGUUCACUAGGUCCCCGUGGUUUACGACCUUGAUAUCCACUCUGGCUGGGCCCUUACUCAUCCUUGUGUUGCUCCUCACUUUAGGACCCUGCAUAUUGAAUCGGCUGAUAACUUUUGUUAGAGAAAGAGUGAGUGCCAUUCAUGUACUAAUGUUGAAGCAACAAUAUUAUUCACUCACCCAACAAGAAGAUACAAACAUUCCAUGAUUGGAAUGCCCUUAAAGAGAAGUGGGGAAAUGUAGAACCUGAAGAAUCAAAAGUUAGCAUAAGCACAGCCAUCUUAAAGGCUCAAACACCAUUUUCUAACCUAGAAGGAG